AUGGCAAAGAAGCGUAAACUAACCUCAAUCGCAGCCCAUGCCCGCCACCUCAAACCAGCUUCACCCUCCCCCUCCUCCGCUCACUCCACCCACAACAAGGCCAAGAGCAAACAGCUAAACCUCUCAGCAUACCACCCAGACCUGGACCCAACCCACCUCACCGACCCUUCCUACCUCUUCCUUCUCCCCCACUCCCUCGUUCACCCCUCACAAAUCCCCGCACCACUCCUCAAAUACUGGCGACACCGGUUCGACCUCUUCUCCCUCUACUCAUCCGGCUGUCUGUUGGAUGAACAAUCAUGGUACUCUAUCACACCCGAAUCCGUCGCUUUCCGAAUCGCAAAACGCUGCGCAACAGAUCACAUCAUUAUCGACCUAUUCGCUGGUGCUGGGGGAAACGCGAUCCAAUUCGCGAUGACGUGUGGGAAGGUGAUCGCGGUAGAAAUCGAUGAGGUCAAAUUGAGGUUGGCCAGGUGGAAUGCCAGGGUGUAUGGCGUUGAGGAGAGGAUAUGGUUUGUGAGAGGGGAUAGUAUGGAGUUGCUGGAUAGACUGGAGGAGUGGAGGAGUGGGAAGGGAAAAGGCAAGGGAAAAGAGGGCGAGGUAUGGAAUGGGUUGACAGCCGAAGAUCUCGAGGCAGUGGAGGCGGUUUUCUUGUCUCCGCCUUGGGGUGGUGUUAAUUAUGCCUCUGCAGCAGCAGUACCCACCUCUACCACCGACUCACCAGCAUUUGCGGCGGCAACAGAGGGAAACGAAUACUCCCUCAGCGCAAUUAAGCCGAUUCACGGCCGUGAGCUGUUCCGACGCGUAUCUUUAUCCUUCCGCACAUCAAACAUCGCCUACUAUCUUCCACGAAACACUUCCCUCGCCCAGCUAUCCGAGCUCGCUUCCCUGCUACCCGCUUCAGAUGCCUCUGAGAGAGACGAGAAGGUCAAGGUGGAGUAUCAGUACGUGAAUAAGGGCACAAAGCUCUCUAGCUUAACUGCUUACUACGGCGCUUUGGCCACAGAAUGGGAUGAAGAGAUAGAUGAUUGGAAAUCAUCUCCUCCUGCCGUGUCUUUAGAUUGGUCAUCCUCACCUUAG
Messenger RNA from Ustilago hordei, 1080 nucleotides. RefSeq lists its product as uncharacterized. Gene Ontology annotation, cellular component: nucleus. Gene Ontology annotation, molecular function: RNA cap trimethylguanosine synthase activity. NCBI's taxonomy places the organism in Eukaryota, Fungi, Basidiomycota, Ustilaginomycetes, Ustilaginales, Ustilaginaceae. The transcript has a single exon. Gene Ontology annotation, biological process: 7-methylguanosine cap hypermethylation; 7-methylguanosine RNA capping. The record is from RefSeq and is a predicted model, not a curated record. The coding region runs from base 1 to 1080 and encodes 359 amino acids.